Exserohilum turcica Et28A is the source of this 1009-nucleotide messenger RNA. RefSeq lists its product as uncharacterized. Gene Ontology annotation, biological process: 'de novo' IMP biosynthetic process. Bases 29 to 931 code for a protein of 300 amino acids. The transcript is spliced from 2 exons. Gene Ontology annotation, cellular component: cytoplasm. The record is from RefSeq and is a predicted model, not a curated record. Gene Ontology annotation, molecular function: phosphoribosylaminoimidazolesuccinocarboxamide synthase activity. Lineage: Eukaryota; Fungi; Ascomycota; Dothideomycetes; Pleosporales; Pleosporaceae.
CCGUAUCCCACUCCAGCCCAAGAAAAAAAUGUCUCCCAAGGCCAUCACAAACAUCGACAUCAAGGGCAAGCUGCCCAAAGUAGCGUCGGGAAAAGUGCGCGAUCUGUAUGCCAUUGACGAUGAAACACUACUUUUCGUCGCCAGCGACCGCAUCUCAGCCUACGACGUGAUCAUGGAGAACGGCAUCCCCGGCAAAGGCGCCCUGCUAACCGCAAUGUCCAUCUACUGGUUCGACUACCUGCCCACAAAGGUAGCAGGGCUGCAGACGCAUUUUCUGAGCAGCGCCCUGCCGCCAGCGAUUGCAGACCAGACCGAGCUGCAGGACCGCAGCAUGCAGGUGCAGAAGCUGCGCAUUCUGCCGAUUGAAUCGAUUGUGCGUGGGUACAUCACGGGAUCGGGAUGGGCCGAGUAUACCAAGGCCGGGACGGUCAAUGGUAUCAAGAUGCCCGAGGGUCUGGUUGAAGGGCAGAAGCUGCCGCAGCCGCUGUGGACGCCGAGCACCAAGGCGGAAGUCGGGGGCAAGGAUGAGAAUAUCAGUCCUGAGAAGGCGAGGGCCUUGAUUGGCGAUGCGGGGAUUGCAAGCAAAGUCGAGGAGCUCUCGCUGGCCAUCUACACGGCGGCAGCGGCUCGCGCAGAGGAAGUGGGGAUUAUUCUUGCCGACACAAAGUUUGAGUUUGGCGUCGAUGCAAAGGGCGACGUGGUGCUCGUGGAUGAGGUCCUGACGCCUGAUAGCUCGAGGUUCUGGCCAAAGGACACUUGGGAGCAGAAUCUGGGAAAGGCGCAGCCGAGCUUCGACAAGCAGUUUCUGAGGGAUUGGCUGACGAGCAGCGGACUCAAGGGCAAGGAGGGCGUCGAGGUGCCGGCUGAUAUAGUCGAGAGGACGGCGGCAAAGUAUCGGGAAGCAUGUGAGAAGCUUACGGGCAAGGCAUAGACAAGCCGGGCACAAAAAAACUGAGUGACUAAUGAUACCUGAUCACCGCGAUACUCGAUUCGCAAGAUAGCAAACAUU